AAUAUUGGAAUAUACGAAGAGAAAAAGGAAUAGAGAGGCUCUCUCUCUCUUUUAUGACUUAUGAGCAGUGGGAAAUCCGCACCAAAAUCAACAAAAAAUCAAUCGGCAAUUUGGCAUGAUCUUCUGCUGUUUCUCUCUCUGUAACCACUUCUGCUAAAGAGAGUAAGAGAGAGAAGGAAAAAGAAAUGGGUCGGCUGUUUGUGGUAACUCUCGAUGGGAGCAUCUACAGCUGCAAGCAUUGCAAAACCCAUUUAGCCCUUUCCGAUGACAUCAUAUCUAAGGCAUUUCACUGUCGACAUGGGAAGGCUUAUCUGUUUGACAAGGUUGUGAAUGUGACUGUUGGAGAGAAAGAAGAGAGGAUGAUGAUAACUGGAAUGCAUACAGUUGUUGACAUAUUCUGUGUUGGUUGUGGUUCAAUUGUUGGCUGGAAAUACGAGUCAGCACAUGAAAAGGGACAAAAGUACAAAGAAGGGAAGUUUAUUCUUGAGAGGUUUAAGGUAUUGGGUCCAGAUGGGAGCAUGUAUGUAUUGGGGCAGGAGGUUCAGGUGGGUGGAAGUGAUGAUGCAGAUGAUGCAUGAAUGUGAUUCGCUCUUCCUUCUUAUUCUGUACAGUUCUUAACUGCUAUAGCCUUUUAAUUUCUAGGAUAUGCUUUUAAUGGAAGUCAUAUAUAUAGAUACAUAAUAUAUUAUAUUAAGUCGAUCAUUUUGUCUAAUUUUUCCAAAUGUGGAAAUCAGAGACGUGUCGAUCUUCUUGUAUGGAAAUAUUAAGGGAAAGGCAAAUUGCAAAUUUAUGAUA
This is a messenger RNA of Lactuca sativa (garden lettuce), 795 nucleotides long. RefSeq names its product protein yippee-like. Lineage: Eukaryota; Viridiplantae; Streptophyta; Magnoliopsida; Asterales; Asteraceae. The record is from RefSeq and is a predicted model, not a curated record.